CAUACGUGUAAGGUCUCUCUCCGCCACGACUGGACGACGUUUUCUUCCACUGUAACAUUUGCAGACACAAUCAGUCCAUUAAUAAUGGCUACACCAGACGUUAAAUACACCAAGAUCUUUAUCAACAAUGAGUUUGUGGAUGCUGUUAGCAAAAAGACAUUUCCAUCRAUCAACCCUGCWACAGAAGAGAAGAUUUGUGAUGUUGCUGAAGGGGAUAAGGCUGACAUUGAUGCUGCAGUCAAAGCAGCCAAAGAAGCCUUCAAGCUUGGUAGUACAUGGMGGACAAUGGAUGCCUCCCAAAGAGGACGCCUCCUUUACAAGUUGUCCACACUCGUUGAAAGAGAUCAGGAGUAUCUUGCAAAACUAGAAAGUCUUGAUUCUGGGAAGAUUCUUAAUGAAGCUAAGAAUGAUAUCAGUACAGCCAUCAAAUGUCUGCAAUACUAUGCUGGUUGGGCAGACAAGAUUACUGGCCAAACWAUUCCUGCAGAUGGACCCUACUUUGUCUAUACUCGUCAUGAACCUGUUGGUAUUGUGGGUGGAAUUGUUCCUUGGAACUUUCCAAUGAUGUUAGCUACAUUGAAGCUGUCUCCUGCUCUGGCUUGUGGCUGUGUUGUUAUUCUGAAGCCAGCAGAGCAGACUCCUUUGACAACCAUCUAUCUGGCUAGUUUGGUGAAAGAGGCUGGAUUCCCACCAGGAGUUGUCAAUGUUGURCCUGGCUAUGGACCCACAGCUGGAGCUGGUAUCUCAGAGCACAUGGAGAUUGACAAAGUCACCUUCACUGGCUCUGUAGAGGUUGGUAAAYUGAUUGAGAAGUCAGCUGCUGAGACCAAUCUCAAACGUGUUGUCCUUGAGCUUGGUGGWAAAAGUCCCAACAUUGUAUUCACUGAUGCUGACCUUGACCAUGCUGUARRACAGAGUUUUAUUGGUCUUUACUCUAACCAAGGCCAGGUAUGCUGUGCAGGGUCCAGGGUUUUUGUCCAGGAAGGAGCUCAUGAUGCCUUUGUGAACAAAAUGGUGGAAAUGGCAAAAAAGAGAAAACUUGGGAAUCCUUUGGAGACAUGUACUGAACAAGGACCUCAGGUUGACACAGAACAGUUUAACAGAAUUCUUGAAUUGAUUGAAAGUGGCAAGACGGAGGGUGCAAAGUUGGAGUGUGGUGGUAGUCGUCAUGGAGAUAAAGGUUACUUCAUUGAGCCAACUGUCUUUUCUGAUGUUCAAGAUAACAUGAGAAUUGCCAAAGAAGAGAUUUUUGGACCAGUUAUGCAAAUCCUCAAGUUUAAGACAAUAGAUGAAGUGAUUGACAGGUCUAAUGCUACCAAAUAUGGUCUUGCUGGUGCUGUCUUCACCAAGGACAUUGACAAGGCCAUCACUAUUGCAAACAGUGUACAAGCAGGAAUUAUGUGGGUAAAUUGUUAUUUUGGUGGAAUMCCACAGGCUCCUUUUGGUGGAUUUAAGCAAUCUGGAUUUGGGCGUGAAUGGGGAGAGUAUGCUUUGGAUUCAUAUACUGAAGUGAAAACGGUGGUGGUUAAGCUUCCUCAGAAGAAUUCCUAACCAAAACGAACGGAAUGCAAGGAAAAUAGACAAGAUGGAAACGGAAAUGACAAGUAGGAUUUGAAACAAAAAGAAAUAUCGAAAAUAUAAUAAUAUAUAGACUGAAACACCAGUACAUUUAGGUGACUGAAUUGCGUCUGUGUAAAACGACGAAGACAAAUUAGUAUGUAAUAAAUAGUGUUUUCUACCGAUGAAUACCA
This is a messenger RNA of Exaiptasia diaphana, 1751 nucleotides long. Its product is annotated as retinal dehydrogenase 1. The transcript is spliced from 11 exons. NCBI's taxonomy places the organism in Eukaryota, Metazoa, Cnidaria, Anthozoa, Actiniaria, Aiptasiidae. Gene Ontology annotation, molecular function: aldehyde dehydrogenase (NAD+) activity. Bases 85 to 1551 code for a protein of 488 amino acids. The record is from RefSeq and is a predicted model, not a curated record.